Molecule: messenger RNA, 393 nt
Organism: Gongylonema pulchrum
Lineage: Eukaryota; Metazoa; Nematoda; Chromadorea; Rhabditida; Gongylonematidae
Source: the annotation of a GenBank genome assembly
AUCGCAACAGCCGCUCUGGACAGCGGAGUGGGCGAAGAGCCAAAAAAGAAAAAACUUGAUAUUGCCCUGUUGUGCUGGUCACUGAUGCUAUUGUCCAGUGCAUUUGACAAAUCGCAACUGGAAGCAUUGUGGGGCAAGCAUGUGAAGGUAAUGGAAGCGAUGAAAGCCAAUAUGAAAAUGUCGCAAGAAGUGAACUCCAAACUGCUUGAGAAUAUCGACCUGGAGAAGAAGAUAAUUGCUGAUGCGAUUGCAAUGCAAAAUCCUUCCACAGACUCAGAGGCAAUGAAUCUAAUAAUGUUGGGAAGUGAGAUGGCUGAGGCGAUGAGUGCAGCGCUGUUGUCUCCGUCAGGAAGCGAUGAAAUGCAACUUGAUGAAAUUUAUGCCAAGAUGUGA